GAAAGAACCUGCUGCUCGUGUCGGUUCGGAUGACUUGGGACAUCACGUCUGACGUUUAGGAUGCCAGGUAAAAGACGCCCCCCAGGGUUUAAAGUAGCAACACCUGAACCUCCAGCAAACCCAACGCCUCCACGUGAUCUAGACUCUAAGGCGACCAUCAAGAUUCGGGAUGAAGAGUUUGAGAUUGAGGCCAGUGACUUAGUACUGAAGAGAAAUUUAGGUCGCGGUGCUUAUGGAGUUGUGGAUGAAAUGAAACAUGUGAAAAGUAAUACUAUAUUAGCAGUUAAGAGAAUCACAGUGACUGUAAACAGUAAGGAACAGAAACGUUUACUUAUGGAUCUAGACAUCUCCAUGCGGAGUGGGUCCUGUCCAUAUACAGUCACCUUCUAUGGUGCUUUGUUCCGUGAGGGUGAUGUAUGGAUAUGUAUGGAGGUAAUGGAUGCCUCUUUAGACAAAUUCUACAAGAAGAUUUGUGAGAAUGGUGACAGAAUACCUGAGGAUGUUGUAAGAGUCAUUGCCUAUUCAGUUGUUAAAGCUUUGGAUUACCUAAAGAAGGAGUUAGGAGUAAUACAUCGUGACGUAAAGCCCUCCAAUAUCCUCAUCAACAAGAAAGGACAGGUGAAAAUCUGUGAUUUUGGUAUCAGUGGGUACCUUGUCGAUUCAGUAGCCAAAACAAUGGAUGCCGGAUGCAAACCAUACAUGGCUCCUGAGAGAAUCAACCCAGGAGAGGGUCAGACAGCCUAUGAUAUCAAAUCAGAUGUAUGGAGUCUUGGUAUAACACUGAUUGAAUUAGCGACAGGAAAGUUUCCCUAUCCAUCAUGGAAGACACCAUUUGAACAGCUGAAGCAAGUAGUACAAGAUCCUCCACCAAAUCUUCCCCCAGAUGAGUUCUCGCAAGAGUUUGAUGAUUUUGUCAAAAAAUGCUUGCUGAAGGAAGUAAAGAAUCGCUGCAACUAUGAAGAACUCUUGACACAUCCAUUUGUAGCACAGGAGAGAAUAAUGGACUCGGAAACCUUGGCAGAGUAUGUACAGGGAAUGUUUGAGAAAUACGGUGACCCCAAUGAAACCAGCUAAUGAUGGGAAACAGUUAGCUAGUAUUGUUGUAUAAAGUUCCAGUGACACCAGCAUGAACUGCUUUUGUCAAAAAAUUUGUUGUGGAGCAAAUUCUUCUAAAACAACACAAGAAACAACAUUGUAGGGGGCCUGUCCUCCUAUGACACAAGAAACAACAUCAACAGGAGCCAAUUCACCCAUGGCACAAGAAACAACAUCAACAGGAGCCAAUUCACCCAUGGCACA
This is a messenger RNA of Ylistrum balloti, 1299 nucleotides long. RefSeq names its product dual specificity mitogen-activated protein kinase kinase 6-like. Gene Ontology annotation, biological process: stress-activated MAPK cascade; protein phosphorylation. Bases 61 to 1074 code for a protein of 337 amino acids. Gene Ontology annotation, molecular function: ATP binding; MAP kinase kinase activity. The transcript is spliced from 9 exons. Lineage: Eukaryota; Metazoa; Mollusca; Bivalvia; Pectinida; Pectinidae. The record is from RefSeq and is a predicted model, not a curated record.